GGUGCCGCAGCUCCCCGCCUGGCUCUCGGCAGACCAAAUGGAGGCGGCUAUUUUGGGAAGAGUUGACCAACUGCUCGACGAGAAAUUAAAGUUCCACUUGCCGAGACAUCGAGAAGUUCGAGACGUGCACCAGCGAUGCAACUGCCCGGCAGGUCCGCCUGGGGACAAAGGCGCCAUGGGGAUCCCUGGACGGCCGGGCGCUCCGGGAGAAGCAGGCAUGUCCAUCAUCGGGCCCCGCGGUCCACCCGGGCAGCCUGGGACAAGAGGUUUUCCUGGGUUCCCGGGCCAGUGCGCCGAGUACCCGCACAGGGGCGGAGCGGGAGAACCUGGGAAGCCCGGCAGAGAUGGAAAGGGCUUACCUGGGCCUCCUGGACCAAAGGGAGACGCUGGAAUUCAGGGAUACCCCGGCAGAAAGGGUGAGGUGGGCGAGUCAGGCCUGCCCGGUGCACGCGGCCUCCCCGGAGCUACUGGCCCCAAGGGCUCUCCUGGGAUGGCUGCUGCAGGGAUGAAGGGCGAACCGGGGACUCCAGGAGAAAAGGGAGAGCCUGGAGUCCCAGGGAGGAUGGGCCCCCCAGGUUUGCCAGGGAAAAGGGGGCAGCGGGGUGAGAAGGGCCGAGCUGGCGACCCUGGGCUGCCUGGACUCCCAGGCCCAAAGGGAGAGAAGGGAAAUACUGAGAAUGCCUUGGAUGGAGGUAAAGGGGAACCCGGCCCACCAGGCUUGCCUGGUCCCCCUGGACCAAAGGGAGAAGCUGGUGAUGUUGGCUUGCCUGGCACUGCAGGAUCCCGGGGGGAAAAGGGAGAACCUGGUGCACCCGGAGAGCAGGGACCCAUGGGCCCACGGGGCCCUAAGGGAGAGCCUGGGAAGGAUGAAAUGAUGGACUAUGAUGGUAACAUCAGUGAAGCUCUGCAGGAAAUACGAACUUUGGCCUUGAUGGGACCCCCAGGACUUCCAGGUGUGGCUGGACCUCCAGGGCCACCGGGGCAGAAGGGUGAAAUUGGUUUGCCGGGUCCUCCGGGCCACGAUGGAGAGAAGGGGCCACGAGGCAAGCCAGGAGAAAUGGGCCCCCCUGGCCCUCAUGGACUGCCAGGAAAGAAUGGACCGCCUGGAGUAAAGGGAGAACCAGGACACACUGGGGCCUCAGGAGAAAAGGGGGAGAAAGGAGAGCCAGGACGAGCUGGCUUACCAGGUCUUGAUGGCCCGACUGGAGAGAAAGGAGAACGAGGUGACCAAGGGAUGCCAGGACCAUCAGGAUUGCCGGGUCCCAUUGGACUUCCAGGAUUGACAGGAGAAAAGGGAGAACCUGGGGAGCGUGGAGACAAAGGAAAUCCAGGAGAAUCGAUAUCAGGGCCCCCGGGACCCCAAGGCCCACCAGGACCUCCGGGUCUUCAGGGCCUUCCAGGACCGAAGGGGGAAGCAGGGAUUGAUGGAAUGAAAGGAGAGAAGGGUGUCCAGGGUGAAAAAGGAGACAGAGGGCCACUGGGAUUACCCGGUGCUUCAGGUUUAGACGGCAGGCCUGGACCACCGGGUACUCCAGGACCAAGUGGGGUUUCGGGACCAGCAGGACCAAAAGGCGAAAGGGGCAGUAAAGGAGAUCCUGGAGUUGUAGGACCAAUGGGGCCAGCAGGGCUUCCUGGUUUACAAGGCCUACCUGGUGACAGAGGAAUCCGGGGGGAGAGGGGCAAGAAAGGCUCUAGAGGGUCUAAAGGGGAUAAGGGAGACCAAGGAGCGCCUGGAUUAGAUGCACCCUGUCCGUUGGGAGAAGAUGGCCUGCCAGUUCAAGGCUGCUGGAAUAAGUGAUGGUUCUAACCCUGGACUGGCCUGUGUGUGUUACUGUACAUAGGAUAUUUAUUUUUAUACAGUGUUCUUCUCUGAAAUGCCAGAAGUUAUGCGUUUUUACAAAUUAUCAAGAGGCUGCAUAUUUUUUUGUACAGAAAAUACUAAAUCCCCCUUCCUGCUCAUUUGUCAGUUCUCUGUAUAAUUCUAUGUCUGCAUUAUGCUUGUUUUGUCAUGGAGUACAGCUGUAAUAUUUACAUGAUAUUUGUGCACACGUGAUGAAUAUUGGACCUUAAAUAAAUUAUUGCAUUAAAAGUGCCCA
Struthio camelus australis is the source of this 2096-nucleotide messenger RNA. Lineage: Eukaryota; Metazoa; Chordata; Aves; Struthioniformes; Struthionidae. The record is from RefSeq and is a predicted model, not a curated record.